Molecule: messenger RNA, 591 nt
Organism: Hydra vulgaris (swiftwater hydra)
Lineage: Eukaryota; Metazoa; Cnidaria; Hydrozoa; Anthoathecata; Hydridae
Product: tumor suppressor candidate 2
Biological process (GO): regulation of mitochondrial membrane potential
Cellular component (GO): mitochondrion
Source: RefSeq, a predicted model, not a curated record
UAUAAUAAAGACAAAUAGAUGUUGAAAUGGGAUGGUUGAAAAAUGUAUUGUGCAGUGUGAAAUGGAUACUUGGUUUCGAUGAUGAAAUUGUUGAGAAAAAAUCAAUUGCUGCUACACCAUUUGUGACUCACAAACCUAGCACCCAAUAUGUUGAUGAGGAUGGGGACAUUGCUGAAGAAUUUUACGAAGAAGUUAUUUCAAGCCAUGGCUUUCCAUGGAUGAAAAGAAUUACAGAACGCCUUUGUUGGCAGGGUUUGGUUGCGCUUGAAUUUCCUCGUUUACACUACGAUUUUCCGAUUGUCAUUUAUCACAAUUGAAAACUUUGAUUUUAUAUUGAAGGUGGCGUUAAAAGUUAUAUUUUAACAUAUAUUUUUAAAUAUAUAUUAAUGAAGCGCUAUAUCUAUUAUUUACAGUUGGUAAAUGACGUUGUAGUCAAAUAAUGAAUAAAGGAAGUGACUGGUUAAGAAUGUUUUAAUAUUUUGGAUUUUGAAUUAGAUUUAUAUAACGAAAUAUGGACUAAUAUAACGAAAUGUAAACAAUAAUGUAAAUUUUAUUUUUACUUUUUAGAAUUUUAUUGUAACAUACUUCAAA